CCACCCACCACUACCACCAACAACCACUACUACCACUGCCAGCUGCCUCCUUUAACAAGUAUCCCCUUAUCUGUCCUUUACUUGUGGCCAUUCCAACAGUUCAUAGUUUCUUAUCUCCACUAUCUCCACUAUCUCCACUCCUAUCCCUCUCCUCCCCACCUAUUUACCAUAUUAAUCCUUCUUCCUCUGGUCUACGUUCAUACAUCUUCUCAUAGCCUCUCCUGAGCUAAAGAACUAACCACCAGAAUCCAAACCCAAAUUAACCAACUUUGUAUUGAUUUUAGAUAUAAUUUACUAAGAGAUUAAUUCCCCGUCUGGUAGCAGCAUAAUUUUUGAGGGAUUGUGUUUUUAUAACCUCGUGUAAUUAGCAACCUUUGGAUCGCUGGGUUUAGUUGGUGAUAUCAACACAUAAAUAAGAAAGAAGGUAAAGGAAUAGUCACUUUUGUUUCCCUGUUUCCCCCUUUUUAUUGACAUUUUUUUUCCUCUUCUUUGACCUAUAGGGUAAAGUUGUCCUAUACAGUCCAUAACACUUGAGUUUUUUUCCUCUUUGGUUCACCUCCUCGCCACCCCUCUAUCUUCCCACUCAUCUCCCUCUCACCACCCUCUCACCGCCCUCUCACCGCCCUCUCCCCACCCUCUCAACGCUUUCCCUUCCUUGUCAUAUACAUUUACACAUCUUCCCUCCCUUGUUGUCAUAUACAUUUUGUGCUCCUUUCGUGUUGUAGUAACGUACAUCAGUUCACCUCACCUUUUGCAGUAAUGUUCAUUCAUUAGCUUCACUCUUGUAAUCAUAUACAUUUAAUUGUCUCCCUUAAUGAGGUAAUAAACAGUCUUUAGGAGCCUCCCUUAGUGUGAUUGGGGCCAAACAAUCAUCCUUCGCUAGUUUUGGCCACAAGACUUGGGUGGCCGUUCUUUUGUCCUGGUCCCACACUCUUAGCUCUCCUUCCUUAGCCCUGGACAUGCGCCAUUGGUAAUCCUAACCCUUGCUUUGGCCACACGUGAUUGAUUAUUCUUUUUAGUUUGGCCACUCAUACACUAGGCCAUACUUCCCUUGACUUGGUCAUACGUGAUUGAUUAUUCUUUUUAGUUUGGCCACUCAUACACUAGGCCAUUCUUCCCUUGACUUGGCCACUAACACUAGGUCACCCUUUCCUCGCCUUGGCCACUUACACUUGGCCACUCUCACAAGGCCAUCCUUCUCUGCCGUGACCGGGUCCAAGACGGAAGUAGUGAUGGAGACGGCAGGAGGAGACUGGAGGGACGGCUUAGCGGUCGAGGCCCUCACCGUCCUUACCGCCCUCGUCAACGUUUCCAGCGUCAACCUCAACAACUACAGCGACUACUUCAACCUCGACUAUUUAGACUACAACACCACCCUCGACGAGCCCUUUAACGCGACCACCAAUACCAGCGUCACGCCCCCGUCCUCGGAUUACUGCAGCACGACGGGGUGGGACCACUUCCGGCAGAGCUACCAGGCAGUGCACGGCUGCAUGUCCCUGGCAGUGUGUGUGUUUGGUUCCGUGGCCAACGUGAUCAACAUGGUGGUGCUGACGAGGCGUUCCAUGGUGUCGCCCACCAACGCUAUCCUGACGGGGCUGGCAGUAACGGACCUGCUGGUGAUGGUGGAGUACAUCCCCUACACCAUGCACCAGUACGUGUGGCAGGGCCGCCCCCUCACCUCGCAGUACUCCUGGGGCUGGGCCGUCUUCGUCCUGUUCCACGCGCACUUCGCCCAGGUCUUCCACACCAUUUCCAUCUGGCUCACCGUCACUCUGGCUGUCUGGCGCUACAUCGCCAUUGCCUUCCCCCAGAAUAACACCACCUGGUGCUCCAUGAGACGCACACACACCGUCAGUAUCGCCGCCUUCUUCUGCUCCGUGAUCUGCAACAUCCCCAACUACCUCACCUUCACCAUCAGCACCAUAGAACACAAAGGACACACACUUUACAUCGUAAAUGUUAGCCACUUGGCACUGGCUCAUGGCAUGCUCUUGCAUAGCAUCAAUUUCUGGAUCUAUGCGGUAAUACUGAAGCUACUACCAUGCGGCGCACUCACUGGCUUAUCUUACGCACUCAUCCGGGAGCUACUUCGGGCCGCUAGACGCCGCGCACAGCUCAUGAAAAACGCAGCAGGUCGUGGUGCUGAUGCUGAACGACAAGCCGACAGGGUCACUAAAAUGUUGCUAGCGAUACUCGUGCUGUUUCUUGCCUCUGAAGUCCCUCAAGGCAUCCUCGGCCUCCUCACCGUCAUCCCAGACUCCGGGUUCUUCCCCUGCUACCAGAAACUCGGGGAGAUCAUGGACAUGUUGGUCCUCUUUAACAGUGCCAUCAACUUCCUGCUGUACUGUGCCAUGAGCCAGCAAUUUAGAGACACCUUCAGUGAGCUGUUCAAGCCCUGCUGUAUGCCCGUGCUGGGUAUCCGCAAGCCGCGGCUACCCUCAAGCUGGAAGACGAUGUCCUCGGCCGACCCAGGCACGGAGAGCAACAACACCUGCAUCACACAUGUCUGAAGACCUCUAGUGGAACACACCAGAGUUUGGUGAUCUCUGUCCCUCCCUUUUGGUUCAUAAAUAAAUGUAAGCAUUAUACGUGUCUGGCAGAUAUAUAUAAACUGUAUGGAGGCCACUUAGUGAAGCAAUGAUGUCUGUGUCAAACACACACACCAAGAGGAAGAAAAUAUACACCUUUCAUCGCUUUGAUCUAACCUAAGACAUUUAUUACACAAUUUGAAGUUAUUUUUAAAGUAACGAUUAUGAUAAUAAAUCUGCUGCUGAAAACGGGACUAAUAUUAAGAAACUGUUGCGGCAAUACAUACACUUUGUUGCCUAAAAUGAAUAAUAUUUUAAGUCUUUCUCACGCGUGCACACAUGUUGACUGCAACACAUAAGAUGUUCUCAGAUGAGUAAAAAAUGUUUAGUGUCAAAGUUGUGAUAUGUAAUAGGUGGAUCUAUGUUGUGUGUGUAAUAUUGUGCAAGAACGUAAGUAAGCUUUCAUGUUGAACAUUAAUGAACAUGAGUUUUGAACAGUUUGUCAGUGAUGAGUGAACAGCAUCGGUGAUGAAUUCAGUCGAACAAAACUGAAUAUUCAUAUUGAACGAGAAUUAUUAAUAUAUACAACAACAGUUAAAAUCAAUAUGAAUGCGAGUAAACAUCCAUUUUUAAACUAAACUGAACAUUCAAACUGAACAUGAUAAAACCAUUAAGCUAAGUACAAGUAAACAGUCAAGUUGAACACGACUGAACAGCCAAUUGAACACGAGUGAACAGUGAAGCUGAACAACGUUACCGUAUCUCCCCGUGUCAUCUUCUCUCCAACUCCCGUAUUUAAGAAAAAAAUCUAUCCAAAUUAUAAAGAAAAAACAAGUUAAAUGCUGAACAAAUUGUCUGACAAACAAACUAUUAAUUACGACUAAUCUCUUGCCCAAAGUUUGCUCAGCGUCAAUUUCUAUUACUUGUGUCAGGAACUGUAAUGAAAUGCUUGUUGAGUUUUAUCUUUGUGUACAAUGAUGGCAGACCACAUGUAAAUAUAAACUAAUAACCUAGACAUUACAAUAUACAGUUUAGUGAAAGUAAAUUAGGAUCUCGUUUACUUAUAAAUAAAUGAUUUAUAGAGAGCAGGUUAUUAAUCCAUACAAGAUGUGAUAACUCAACUGGUAUGUUUCCUUGGCAGAUUAAACCUUGUAAAGACAGCCAAUUCGAUCUCACGCCCAGGUAAUGUUAGAGGUGCCAUGGUAUCUAUGUCAUGUAUAGAGUCAUGUUGUCUGAGAGUUGCCACAGAAUACACAGGUCAUGCAGAGACACUAGACAUAGGAGGACACUAAUUUACUGAUAGAUUAAAUGAUGUUUUAGAGAUAUGUUAACAUUAAUACACCUAGAUUUUGGUAAUAAGGACAGAUUUUAGUAAUAGGGACAGAUUUUAGCAAUGCGGACAGCUCUUAGUAUGGACAGAAUAUAGUAAUACUGACAGAAUUUAGCUAUACCCUGUACUAACCUAUGUUUCUGAUAUAUAUAUACAAUUAUAUUUAUUACUUACCGAUUAUAUUGAUACAUAUGUGUUUUACGAUACAUAAAAUGUUUAGUAAUGCAAUAGUAAAAAAUCACACCACGUUCCUUACUGCUGCAUAAACAUGAGAGUGACCCAAACAACAUUUCAAUGACGUAUGAACCUGUGAAUAUGAGGAGGAAAUAGAGUGUAAAUUAAACGACCCGGAACAACAUUUCUCCUAUGUCAGUCUGAUUUAGGCCCCCAAAAGGUCUUGUUAAUAUUUACCAAGAGUACAAUAACAUAUUCUUCAAAUGAGUAUUUUAUUAUCUAUGUAAAAAGUAAAAGUUUAUUUUGUACAUAAAAGCUGUAAUGAUAAUAAUAUAUAUAUGGAAAAAUAUUAAAAGUAUUAUCAGUUUAUUGCAAGUUUGUAUAUGUAAUAUGUUUACAAUAUGUCAUCACUAAAUGUUUAAUAUGUGUUAAUGUUAUGCGUUCUUAGAUAUGUUUACGUCAGGUGUUAAUGUCAUUCACGUAUUUAUGUCAUAGUCAGUCACAUGUUUUCAAUGUUUGCUGGAUAGAUUCACUUCAAUUCAGCUUCAGAAAUCUUUAGGUCGCCGAUGUAGCAGUUAAUUAGUCUCGAUUACUACAUAAACAGCUGAAUUACCAUAUAUAUAUAGAGUUUAUGUCGUCUGGCUGAUCGUUACUUCACUACAUACAAACCUUAACAAUUAUUUAUAUACGUCGUUUUACUGUUAAGAUAUUAUUAAGAUUGCUAUAAUUUCUAAACUGUUAAAAGUAAUUAUAGGUAAUAUAUGAUUAGACGUAUUCUACACAAUUAAAUUUUUGUAGGUCAUUUA
Molecule: messenger RNA, 4841 nt
Organism: Homarus americanus (American lobster)
Lineage: Eukaryota; Metazoa; Arthropoda; Malacostraca; Decapoda; Nephropidae
Product: G-protein coupled receptor dmsr-1-like
Exons: 2
Coding region: 1233-2513 (426 amino acids)
Biological process (GO): G protein-coupled receptor signaling pathway
Cellular component (GO): membrane
Molecular function (GO): G protein-coupled peptide receptor activity
Source: RefSeq, a predicted model, not a curated record